This is a messenger RNA of Myxocyprinus asiaticus (Chinese sucker), 3446 nucleotides long. Its product is annotated as caM kinase-like vesicle-associated protein. Gene Ontology annotation, cellular component: intracellular anatomical structure. Gene Ontology annotation, biological process: peptidyl-serine phosphorylation. NCBI's taxonomy places the organism in Eukaryota, Metazoa, Chordata, Actinopteri, Cypriniformes, Catostomidae. Gene Ontology annotation, molecular function: calcium/calmodulin-dependent protein kinase activity; calmodulin binding; ATP binding. The record is from RefSeq and is a predicted model, not a curated record. Bases 343 to 1536 code for a protein of 397 amino acids. The transcript has 12 exons.
AGAGCGUGUCACGCGGAAUAUUGGCCGAAAUUGCCAGCGUUAUUAUACAUCAAGAGAAGUCACUAGACCCUCAAAAGAGGCUUCAACGGUCGAGAACACCGAGUUAGUACAUCCGUUUCCCUGAAGCGCUCAAAUUAUCCGAAUUCUCUUUGGUGAAACAUCAGAAGGAGAUUUUUUUGUGUCUUGGUUCUUUACUAAGCCAUCUGGCACCAACUGUUUCACCACAGCUAGAUAAGAUUCACCCUUUGAAGAGACCUAAGGAUCCUGCUGUCUGCCAGGCCUGUGGUGGCCAUCAACAGACCUCUACUCUACAACACUGGAGAAAUCUGGGCAGAAGCAGCCAUGCCAUUUGGCUGUUUGACUCUGGGAGCGAAGAAGGAUUACAACAGUCCCUCUGAGGUCACUGAUAAAUAUGACCUGGGACAGGUAGUGAAAUCGGAGGAGUUUUGUGAAAUCUUCAGGGCGAAAGACAAGAACACAUUGAAAAUGUACACCUGUAAAAAGUUCCUGAAAAAAGACGGGAGGAAAGUACGGAAAGCAGCUAAAAACGAGAUCCUCAUCUUGAAAAUGGUGAAGCAUCAUAACAUCCUCCAGCUGGUCAAUGUCUUUGAGACGAGAAAGGAGUACUUCCUGUUUCUGGAACUGGCCACGGGCAGAGAAGUGUUUGACUGGAUCUUAGACCAGGGCUACUACUCAGAACGUGACACCAGCAAUGUGAUCCGGCAGGUGCUGGAGGCUGUGGCUUACCUUCACUCUCUCCACAUCGUUCACAGAAACUUAAAGCUGGAAAAUCUUGUGUACUACAACCGCCUGAAGAACUCAAAAAUUGUAAUCAGUGACUUUCACCUUGCCAAACUGGAAAACGGCCUUAUCAAAGAGCCAUGUGGCACACCAGAAUACCUUGCUCCAGAGGUGGUUGGCAGACAGAGAUAUGGCAGACCAGUAGACUGCUGGGCCAUCGGAGUGAUCAUGUACAUCCUACUUUCAGGAAACCCGCCUUUUUAUGAUGAUGCAGAUGAUGAUGAUUAUGACAGUCAUGAUAAGAAUCUGUUCCGGAAAAUUCUAUCCGGAGACUACGAGUUUGACUCACCCUAUUGGGACGAUAUCUCAGAUUCAGCAAAAAACCUUGUUGCAUGUUUAAUGGAGGUGGACACAGACCAAAGACUGACUGCGCAGGAAGCCAUCAACCAUGAGUGGAUAUCUGGUAAUGCCGCCUCAGACAAGAAUAUCAAAGAUGGCGUUUGUGCUCAGAUCGAGAAAAACUUUGCUAAAGCCAAAUGGAAGAAAGCUGUGCGUGUGACCACCCUGAUGAAAAGGCUCAGGGCCCCAGAUCAGAGUGACUCUGGGGCUUCUAGUCCUGCACUUGGAGCCUCAGGAGGCACCACCCCUGUUCCUCUUGCUGCCACACCAGUGCCUCCCCGAAGCACCCUGGUCGCCCAGGAUAAUCCAGAGGAACAAGAGGCCUCAAUUCCAGUACGGUGUAAUGGAGAGAUGGUAACGUCCCAGCAGCUUUGUGGGGAGACUAGGGAAGAAUAGAAUAGAGGCUGACAGAGAUCAGAGAAAUAUAGUGAUAAAUAGAACAGCACCCACGCAGUUCAUAUAAAUUUAGUUUAAAAUCUAAUGGUGUAGCAAAGUUCAAUUGUGCUUAGAAGCUUGAUCGCCAUUUUCCAUUUUCAUUUGUGUGAAAAUGCUAUAAUCUAGAAAAAACUUUUAAAAAACAAAACCCAGUCCCGUAAUUGUCUAUUUGUAUUUUCUUCUGUACAUUUAUUUAGGAAAUAUUGUUUGUUACAGACCUAAAACUUGCCAGUGAAAAACAACAGAUAUUUGAGGCAUUUUAACCUAAUUUUCACAGUCCAGGACCAUUUUUUACCCCUCUACAGAAAACAGCUGAAUGAGUGAAUGUUUGGAAUAAGCUAUUUUAAGUACUACUGAUAAAACACUACUAAUUGUCUAAUUAAACAUAAGAAACAAGCAAACCAAAAGGAAAAACAAUAAAGCCGCUGAAUAGUUUGUUGUUAAAUCUGGAUAAUCUGGGUAAAGAAAAUCUUUGGACUUUAUGAAAAUUGACUUCCCCUUUUCAUCAGUGACUCCUCUGAUGAGCUAACAUGUAAAAACAGAAACAUUAUCUUAUAUUGUUUUACAAUAUUAUGUAAAAUAUAUGUUUGAUUUUGUUUUAAAUGUGAUAUGUUGCAAAGAACAUAUGGAAUAGAAGCUGUUUAAACAUAUUUGUAAAUUGCAGGUUUAAGGUUGAAUUUGGCACAGCUUAUGAAUACUAUAUGUAAUAUACUAACAAUAAUGCUAAAAAGCACAUCUGCUUAAUUAUAAUUUUAUCAAUAUUUUUCGUAUCAUAAUAUUGGCUCAUCAGUAAAUAAACUGCUGAUGUACCUCUUUAAUACUAUAUAUAAAAUUAUCAUAUUAUCAUUAUCUUAUAUUGUUUUUCGCACAGCUAAUAUUUUUCUUUUCUUUUGCUCUGCUGUGCAAUUAUCGUACAAUAAUUAUGUAGCUGUUUUGAUUUUAUUUACCCUCAUAUCUGUAUUCUGAAGAACACUGCAUUUUAUAUGGAUUAUCACUGGUUUCAAUUAGUCUGAUACAUUGAGGUCUAAGGGUUUCCAGAACAUUCUCUUAAUGUGCAGUACAAAUGAAGCAAUAUGAAUAUUGCUGUAAUACUGUGAAACUGCCAUAUGGUGAUAAGAAGUUCCUGCCAUAUUUCAUACAGGUAGCCAAGCAAUUUGCUCUUGAUGGUUGUUUGCAUACUCAACAUGAUCUUACAGCUGUAUAUUAUGUUUAAAAAUAAUGUAUUCUUCCAAAACCCUGACUUUAUUUUUACUGUCCAUGUGGAGAGAUAUAUUUAAACUGCAACUCCUGCUGUAACUGUAAGACAGAUGCUCAUUAUGGCCUAUUUAUUUGUUGGUCGUAGUUUGUUUUAAAUGAUUGUCUUUGUGAUCACAUUGAGUAGAUGGCUCACAGGUCAUGCCAAUCAGAUGCUUACUUUUUAUGCGUUUGCUAAAUAUACUCAUUGUAAAUAGUUGCACUGAGUUUUAAUGUCACUUUAUGUAUUACUGCAGUAAUGUAAAAGAAACUCUUACGACACUAUAAGCCUAUUUUUGUUCAACCUUUUCCUUUAACUUUUUAUUCAAAGCUUCAAAAAAUCCAGUCAACAUAGUUUUACAAUCUCCUCAAUUGAAAAUCAAGUCAUCAUUCUCUUUUGUUUCAUUAUGAUGCUCACGUUUGAAAUAUAUUUUCUGUUUUCAUUACCUAAGACAGAGCAGAGGCGAAAAUUCUGCCCACAAGAAAUAAUUCAUCAAGCAAACUUAAGAAAUAAUUGUUGAGUGAUUCAUAAUUUUCAUGUAUUAGCCUAAUGUGUUUGUCACUCUUUGUUUGUGGCUUCUGUAUUUUGUUACUUGAUACGCAAAAUAAAUGUUUUUGGACAGUGUAAGUGACUGUGG